UGUAUCCUACGGAAACCGGUUGAAUCCCUGAGCAAACCUAUGCCAUCCACCAUAUUACUCAAUAGUCAAUAAGCCGUACUAUAUUUAAACCCCGCUAUAUUCCAUUUUAUAUCGAUCGAUUUCAUUCCCAGACUCAACUGUCAGCGCGCACAGGGUCGCGCAUUCUCCACCAUCCAAACGUCGAGAAAAAACAGGCCUCAACACUACAAACUGCGACACUGCCAUUCACCGCACACCGCCAGCUUAACCGAUUUGCUUGCUCAUACAUUUGUAUGCUACCACGGCAUUAGCAAUUUGGCAAUAAGUUCAUGCUGGGCCGCUGUUCCACCCAGGGCUUCUCAUACUUAAUUCCUCCUGCAUGCGUCAAAUAUAAUAACCGUUGCAACGGGCCAAAUUCGGCAGUCCCGCACUCUCCCAGUUUGCAGUGUGCGUCCUGUUCUCUGAUUACGGCGCAACAGCGGCAGUGCUCAGUUCAGAGCGGCUCACUGCAGUUCGGCGCUAGCAACCGGGUUGCCGCAUUGAUUGACGAAUUGCCUUAUCUCAUUGGUCAAUCAGUCGCUUUUGGCUGCCUUGAAUUUGCCAUAUCAUUACCGUGAAUUCUUCGGGCUGAAUUUAUUCCCGGACUAAUAUAUUUCUCUCCCUGCCCGUAAAGAAUCACCCAAGUCCAUUGAUAUCCGAUAAGUAACUAAUAUUUCUUCUCGGUGCCUUAACGAGACCGUACAGAUCGAUUGGCAGUGACAAAGUGCGAAAAUCCUCCGCCCCAGCUUAUCCCUGCGUAUUGCCUCCGUGGAUCGCUGUGGCCAAGUCGGGAAACGGCUGAUAUUCCAGCCGCGCAUCUACUCAGUGGAAAACCUGUUCAUUGAUCAGUUGUGUACCGCUGUGCGCCGCCAUCAUGGUCCUCGUUGAUCACGUCCACGCGACGACAUCUAACGCUAAUUGCGUCCUCAUCUCAAAGGAGCGCCAGAUGAGUAAUUUCGGUUCGGAGCAGUUCGAUGAGCAUGGCGUUCGUCUCAUACGGGAUCGUGCUCUACCCUGCCGAAUGCGCCGUGUCUGGCGGACGCUGGCGCUGCUGCAGUUUCUCACCGCUGCCGCCAUGCUGAUCACCGAUAUUUAUGCCCAUCAUCCGAUCUCACAUGUGAAUCCUCUGCUGUCCUCGGAGAAUACUAAACUGGUCUACUUCAGAUGGGACAUGUAUCUGGGUAUUGUGUCGGCUAUAUUCCAGCUAAUAGCCGCCUUUAUUGGCCUUCUUCCACUGGGAAUCCCCUGCCGUAUGAACCCACCGGCCCGUUACCGUUCCGGACACUUCCUCAUGUCGGUGUUUGCCGCCUGUCUGAUGGUCAUCGCCGCUGUCUCCUACGGGAUCGUUCUGUCGACCCUGUCCAAAGAUGCCGAUUACAAUCGGGGAGUGGUGGGGGACGAUAUUAUCGCGCAGCGUACCCGCGAUUUGGUGUUCACCUUUAGGAUUCUCUUGAGUCUGCUCAUCAUCCUGCUGCUGGGGGCCCUGGUCAAUCUGGCCGUGGUGAUUGCGGUGUGCACGGCGGUGCGGAAGUGCUAUCGCAACUGUAAAGUGUGCUGUGCCGAGCACUGAUGUUGCCAAGUGUUUGCAUUGGAGCGGAUGGAUGAAAUACUCUAUGAAUAUUCCUGGAAUUGUGCAACUGAAUCUAUUCGACGUCUUGCAGCUAGUGUGGAGUAUUACAAUGGUCUGGACAUUUGAGAUCUUGAGUUUUGGCUACUGUGGCAGGUUGUACGGCACGCAUCGAUGAUUGAGCAUUGUGUGAAGCCGGUUGGUUUUUGUUUUCGCUUUAGAUGUUUGCUUUAGACCAGACACUGCUACCAGUGUGAUCAGAUAUCACUGAGGUUUUCGUUUUUUUUUGUUGAAGAUUUGUGUGCGUGGUUAUUUAUUUUCCUGUGUUGUCUGCAAUCGAUUUGUGUUUUUUCCUUUUUCAGCGGUUUUUUUGGCGAUAUUUAGUGUGAGUGUUAAAGGUUCCUUGUAUUCGCAA
Molecule: messenger RNA, 2000 nt
Organism: Paramacrobiotus metropolitanus
Lineage: Eukaryota; Metazoa; Tardigrada; Eutardigrada; Parachela; Macrobiotidae
Exons: 3
Coding region: 893-1588 (231 amino acids)
Source: RefSeq, a predicted model, not a curated record